This is a messenger RNA of Lineus longissimus, 2080 nucleotides long. RefSeq names its product monocarboxylate transporter 14-like. The record is from RefSeq and is a predicted model, not a curated record. Bases 325 to 1947 code for a protein of 540 amino acids. The transcript has 4 exons. Gene Ontology annotation, molecular function: monocarboxylic acid transmembrane transporter activity. Gene Ontology annotation, cellular component: membrane. Gene Ontology annotation, biological process: transmembrane transport. NCBI's taxonomy places the organism in Eukaryota, Metazoa, Nemertea, Pilidiophora, Heteronemertea, Lineidae.
CGCGCGUUUGUGACUGUCAUUUCCUUUGUGGUCCGCAGAAGAAGUAUGUGCAUCGAGUAUAGACUCUGAUAUCAACUAGGAACCGUUAUCCGAACCGCGCAAAACUAAAACUUUAAAACUUGAACGCCUCAAUUGACGAAUUCUUAGACCUCGGUUGUGGAGGAUCCUGGACUUCUUUGUGCGGAUGACUUCCACUCAUGCCAAGUCUGCCUGCCUAGGCGAGGUAUUGCCUUUUCACUAGCGCCAGUGUAGUGAGAACAGCGAACGACCGGCGACAGCCUUCUCGGUAUUCUCGAUAUUCACUCAGAGCACAAAACGUGUAAAAUGGCGGGAUUCGAGAAUGGUGUUGAUAUGAUGGUCAGUCAAAACAGUGGUAACGACGUGAAGCUGUUGUUGUCGGCAGAUCUAAAGACGCAUUCCAUAGGAACCGGGCCUCCGCCGUCGACUGGAUGCGACGACAUUUCGUUUCAUGAAACAAACGGGACACAUGGGGCUGAGAGAGAGGAUUGUUACUUCGCGGAAGAGGUCAUUGGAUCAGGCUCAGAGAAAUUGAACGAGCAUGCAUCCGAUAACUCUUCUAUCAAAAAUGAUGGGUCUUCAUCUUUGAUUCAAAACUUUCAAGGUUACAAAGCAGUGAUUAUGUUCGCCUCAUUUUUCUUCUCUAUGGUCACAGGUGGUAUUGGGCUAUCUGUGGGAGUGUAUUUCAUCGCCCUUCAGGAAGAGUUCGAGACAGGAGCAUCACUUACUGUUCUGACGUCGUCACUUUACGUUGGGAUACGUAGUUUUACUGCCCCACUAUCGAGUCUCCUCGUUGAUCGAUUUGGCAUCCGUGUCGUUGUGAUGACUGGCGGUCUCAUAGCAACCGUUGGUUGCCUAGCAACAGUAUUUGCAAAUAGUUUCUUCUUCGUGUUGUUCACAUUUGCAAUUAUCACUCCAUUAGGUGCAGGAUUAGCAUACGUGCCAGCAAUGACCAUCCCUGCUGCCUAUUACGAUCAACGAGGCAGAGCAUUCGCUUUCUCAUUCGCCCUAGCAGGCGCUGGCAUCGGACAGUUCGUGAUGACAAACGUUCUCGCAGCGACGAUAGAGGCCUACACCUGGCGAGGGUCUAUGUUCAUAUCUGCAGGAGUCAUAUUGCAGAUCGUUGUCUUAGGUGCUCUGAUGCGGACCCCAAAAACGUGGAAAAAAACCCAACCAAAACAAACUGAUGAAAGGUCGUCUUACCGCAACCAGAUUCUCAGGAUUUACAAAAAUGUGGAGUUGGUUAUGUUCUUUUUGCAUUAUAUCCUGAUUUCAUGUGGACUCUCCGUCAUAUACGGGUACAUAACAGCCGUGACAGAGACACUUCCAAAUGUGUCCAAACAGCAGGCUGCACUGCCCUUGUCAAUGAUAGGCUUGUCAAUGAUAAUUGGCCGAACGGCGAGUGGAGUCAUUGGGCAGCUCAAAUGCGUUAACGUUUUCCUGUUUUAUUGCCUUGCUACGCUUGUAUCCGGUUUUGUAAUCAUGCUCGUUCCGGUUGUGGCAGGUUAUACAUUUACAGUAAUUUGCACAUUCGUGUUUGGCCUCCUACUCGCGCCGUAUGGUUGCCUCUACAAUAUCGUGAUGCUGUAUUUCUGUGACCUGUCCGACCUUAUGGCUGCCUUUGCACAUGUGUCCCUGCUGAGUGGAUUAGCAUUUGUCGCUGGAGCACCACUUGCUGGUUGGCUAUAUGAAGUGACAGGGUAUUACGACUCUUCCAUCUACCUCGUAGGUGCCCUCAUUGUCGCAAGUUCUCUCGUACUGGUCUGGCCAUACAUGAGCCACAGACGAAGGCAUGCGAAGGAAGUGGCCAUCAUAGGAGACCAGGUCAAGGCACUAAGUGUUGGAAGUAUGGGAAUGCUCGGAAGUCAACGUAUGACUUAUGGUCUCCAAGAGGUUUUAAGGUCUGAAAUAUCAGUUGACAAGUUAUGAACAAAGGACUUUCAGAUAGGAUAAAGAGUCAGAAGUGUUCAUCAAUACUUUGAAAUAGUUUUCUAAGAGGUCGGUGAAUAGGCCUUUGAUUUGCACUUAAAUCAUUGACCUGCUCACUGUGUGACUCGCUUGA